ACACAUCAAACUUUAAAGGCCGUCCAAGAAAUAUCUGACUAAAUCUUUGGUAAAUUGGACGAUGGAAGGUGUCGCGACAGUGGCUGAAGUGCAAUGGACCAUAAUCAACGACCCAACCCAAACUAAAUAGCCACGCGUCCUUCUUCUGGAAUCAGAACGACAGUUGCAGUCAAUGAUUGGCACCAGAGAUCCCAAUCUUAAUCGAUCUCCACUCAUUAAAUAUAAGAUAGUAGACGGCAGCUUUAUUUUUAAAGUGCAGAGUCCUCAAAACCUGUGCUAAUAACAAUGUUGGUUCUAUAGCACAAAUCAGUGUGGAAGCCGAUUAUGGAUACCAUUCUCAGAGAACACAGUGGAUUGCAUUUGGGUAGUCUGAAUUUCUCUCAGGUAUGUACUAGGAACCCAUGCAAAUUUAACCAACUGAAUGUUUUGAAAACCCAACUAAAUUUUUUGAAUACCCAAUUGAAUUUAUUUCCCAAAAUUAGCUCCGUAAGCUCUGCAAUUAGCAAUCUUCAGUUAGUACAAACCAGAGCAAAGAAAACAUGUAUGGUGGUUAGAGCAACCAGUACCCUUUUGGAGCUUGUCCCGGAAGCCAAAAAGGAAAGCCUCGAGAUUGAGCUACCUAAGUAUGAACCAUCUAAACAGUUGCCGAUGGAUUUGGUGGUUGUCGGUGGGGGCCCUGCAGGCCUUGCAGUUGCUCAACAAGUCUCUGAAGCAGGUAUCUCAGUAUGCUGCAUAGACCCAUGUCCAGAAAGCAUUUGGCCCAACAAUUAUGGAGUUUGGGUCGAUGAGUUUGAGGCUAUGGAUCUUCUGGAUUGCCUGGAUACAACUUGGUCAGGGGCUGUUGUCUAUGUUGAUGACAAGACCAAGAAGUUCCUUGAUAGGCCUUAUGGAAGGGUAAAUAGGAGGCAGUUGAAAUCUAAGAUGAUGAGAAAAUGUAUUGCCAAUGGUGUUCAAUUUCAUAGGGCCAAGGUUAAGCAGGUAGUCCAUGAGGGAUCAAAGUCAAUGGUCUUGUGCACUGAUGGGGUUGCCCUGCAGGCAUCUGUUGUGCUCGAUGCCACUGGAUUUUCAAGGUGUUUGGUUGAAUAUGAUAAGCCUUAUGACCCUGGAUAUCAGGUGGCCUAUGGGAUAUUGGCAGAGGUUGAUGAGCACCCCUUUGAUGUGGACAAGAUGGUGUUCAUGGAUUGGAGAGACGAUGACCUAAUCAAUGAACCAGAGCUCAAGGCUAACAAUGCCAAGAUACCCACUUUCUUGUAUGCAAUGCCUUUUUCUGCCAAUAGGAUUUUUCUGGAGGAGACCUCUCUCGUGGCCAGGCCAGGUGUUUCCAUGGAGGAAAUUCAGAAAAGAAUGGUGGCCAGAUUGAGGCAUUUAGGUAUUAAGGUGAGAAGCAUAGAAGAGGAUGAGAAAUGUUAUAUUCCUAUGGGGGGUCCAUUGCCUGUGAUCCCUCAAAGAGUUGUGGGAAUAGGAGGAACUGCAGGAAUGGUGCACCCAUCAACUGGAUACAUGGUGGCCAGAACUUUGGCUGCUGCUCCGGUCUUAGCUAGUUCAAUUGUUAAAUAUCUUAACUCCGAAAACAGACUUCAUGGAGAAGAACUCUCCACCGAGGUAUGGAAGGAUUUAUGGCCUAUGGAUAGGAGAAGACAGAGAGAAUUUUUCUGCUUUGGGAUGGAUAUUCUGCUGAAGCUGGAUCUGAAGGGCACAAGGAGGUUCUUUAAUGCAUUCUUUGACUUGGAACCCUACCAUUGGCAGGGCUUUUUGUCCUCGAGGUUGUUUCUUCCCGAUCUUAUCUUUUUUGGGCUAGCCUUGUUUGCCCAUGCCUCAAAUACAUCCAGGUUAGAGAUUAUGGCAAAGGGCACUUUACCUUUGGUGAAAAUGAUUAACAAUUUGGUGGCAGACAGGGAAUAGGAGGACUAUUUUCGCUUGACAAGUUUUCGGUCUUAUAUCCUACUCAAUGAUAAGCAUUAAUGAGGUAAGUGUAUGUACUGAAAAUCUGCUCAAUGGAAUGCAAUAUUAUGUUGACAACAACAGAUGGGCAACAGCCAGAAAGGUUUUAUAUGUUCAUCCAGUUUAUGAUUUUGAAGAAUUUGCUUGUGUUAUGGCAACUGAGCUUUCCCUAUGCAUUAAAAAAUUUUGCAGGUUGAAAAUAGAUAUCCCAGGAGUUCCCAAGUUUUUUCUUGUUUUGAAUCAUAGGUGUGAACUUAAUGUGUUUAUUGGUAAGAAUAUUUGCAAAUUCAAACUCACUGCUAUACUCCUUGCAUGUCAUAAAUGACAUUGAUAUGUACUUCAAUAGGAUAAGAAAAGAAACAAUUGCAAAGUAGGGAGAGGACCCAGUACCUGAGUGUCUUCCAAUGGUUGUGAUAGUAGUUGUUGAUUUAAUACUCGUACUUGUUGAUUUAAUAUUCAAUUUUUUUGACAACA
This is a messenger RNA of Cryptomeria japonica (Japanese cedar), 2415 nucleotides long. RefSeq names its product lycopene beta cyclase, chloroplastic/chromoplastic. Gene Ontology annotation, biological process: carotenoid biosynthetic process. The record is from RefSeq and is a predicted model, not a curated record. Gene Ontology annotation, molecular function: oxidoreductase activity, acting on paired donors, with incorporation or reduction of molecular oxygen. The transcript has a single exon. Lineage: Eukaryota; Viridiplantae; Streptophyta; Pinopsida; Cupressales; Cupressaceae. Bases 325 to 1902 code for a protein of 525 amino acids.